GCCGAGCAUUUUACAGCUCCUCCUAGACUGGCGUCAAGAAGCGUUCCCUGCAAAGGAACAGCCCUGAAUGCAGCAGCAAUGGCCUGCUUCAAGCUAUCAAUUUUGCCGCUCCAAGAAAAUUCAAGACUCCUAUUUGUGAACAAAUUCUCAAAUUUUCCAACUGCAGAGAAAAGAAAUUCGACAAAUAGUGACAAAACCAAGCGGCCCACUAAAUUUUACUGUUCACACUCCAAUACGAUUGCUGUGGUAUCACCGUCGGAAACUGAAGAAGAUGGAAGUGAUGAUAAUGAAGAAGGUGGGCAGAUGUCGACGCCGGCUAUGAUGGGAAGCGCGCCUCCGGUUAGGCGGAGGAGGAGGAGGUACAGGAAACUAUGCCCUGGCGAGAAUCAAGGGAUAACUGAAGAAAUGAGGUUCGUUGCAAUGAAGUUAAGAAAUAGCGGUAAACCCAAAAAGAUUAAAAAGGGAAGAGGAAAGGCUGAGAGCAUUAAAGAAGUGGAAACUGGGAAUUCUGCUGACUCUGGGGAAGACCAAAAGGAUGUCUCAAUUUCAGAGGAAAAAGUGGAAAAGGAUGAUGAUGGUAGCGAUGCAAAUGAAGAUAUAUGGCAGCCUAGUCUGGAAGGUUUUUUGAAGUACCUUGUGGAUAGCAAGCUUGUUUUUAGUACUAUUGAGCGGAUUGUUGACGAGUCCAGUGAUGUUUCUUAUGUCUACUUCAGGAAAACAGGAUUGGAGCGAUCAGAAUGUAUUGCAAAAGAUCUAGAAUGGUUCAGCCGAAAGGGUAAUACCAUCCCAGCACCCAGCAAUCCAGGAGUCACUUAUGUCCAAUAUCUGAAGGAACUUGCUGAGACGAGUCCCCCUUUGUUUCUUUCCCACUUUUACAACAUAUACUUCUCGCAUAUAGCUGGAGGGCAAGUUAUAGCCAAAAAGGUCUCAGAGAAGUUGUUGGAAGGAAGGAAGCUGGAGUUCUAUGCAUGGGAAGGGGAAGAACAAGAGUUGCUAAAAGGUGUGAGAGACAAGCUCAACAUGAUUGGAGAGCACUGGUCUAGAGACGAGAAAAAUAGAUGCCUAAGCGAAGCAACGAAGGCAUUCCGGUACCUUGGUCAGAUAGUAAGGUUGAUAAUUUUGCAAAGAAAGCAGAUUUGAAUCCAAGAUUGUAUAUUCUUCUCUGGUUGUAAGCCCAUGAUAGAGCCUUUCAAGUUAAAGAUGAACCUCAGCUCUUUUGCUUGCGGCAUCCCUUCUUCACUUCUUCCAAUGGGAAGGAUGUUUCACCGGAGUUGAAAACAUCUCCUGUCUUGAAAAUCGAAUGCUAAUACAUGGUUUAGAUUCUUUGGCUGCUGAAAUUGGAGCUUUUAGUAAUGCGGGUUGGUGAUGGAUUAUUCCCUUCCUUUUUCCCUUCUGACUUCUUUGGUACUUUCCCUUUGUCCAUAGCGUAGAAGUUAGGCAUUUACGAGCCAUUAGCGGGCUUAGUAGCAACCUCCCUGAUUUCCCGCUCCGCGUCCCACAUCGAUCUGUUGGAGUCUGUGGGUUUAGGAUUUAAGUUCCGUAUAAGGCUCCAAAAGUUAGCGCCUUUUGGGAUACUCUUGUGAAUUAGUUUAGAUGUUAAGUUUGCCGAUUUCAGUGAAAA
This is a messenger RNA of Coffea arabica (coffee), 1621 nucleotides long. Its product is annotated as probable inactive heme oxygenase 2, chloroplastic. The record is from RefSeq and is a predicted model, not a curated record. Gene Ontology annotation, biological process: heme oxidation; phytochromobilin biosynthetic process. Gene Ontology annotation, molecular function: heme oxygenase (decyclizing) activity. NCBI's taxonomy places the organism in Eukaryota, Viridiplantae, Streptophyta, Magnoliopsida, Gentianales, Rubiaceae.